Messenger RNA from Exophiala xenobiotica, 1802 nucleotides. RefSeq lists its product as uncharacterized. The transcript is spliced from 7 exons. NCBI's taxonomy places the organism in Eukaryota, Fungi, Ascomycota, Eurotiomycetes, Chaetothyriales, Herpotrichiellaceae. The record is from RefSeq and is a predicted model, not a curated record. Gene Ontology annotation, cellular component: membrane. Gene Ontology annotation, biological process: phosphate ion transmembrane transport. Bases 1 to 1740 code for a protein of 579 amino acids.
AUGUUUGCCUUCCUGGACGCCUGGAACAUCGGUGCCAACGAUGUUGCGAACUCCUUUGCUACAUCGGUUUCCUCCAGGUCGUUGACCUAUCUCCAAGCGAUGUGUAUUGCGUCGGUCAUGGAGUGUACUGGCAGUAUUGCAGUUGGCGCCAGGGUGGCCGAGACGAUCCGGACGAAAAUCGUGGACGUCGAUCUGUUCGAAGACAAUCCUGCUCUUUUGAUGCUGGGUAUGGCUUGUGCGGUUGUAGCGUCCUCCACGUAUCUCACGUUGGCCACAAGGCUGGGUAUGCCUGUCUCGACUACGCACAGUAUCAUGGGAGGUGUAAUUGGCAUGGGCAUAGCGGCUGUCGGGACUGACGGGAUCAAUUGGUGGGGAGGGUCUAUCAACUCCGGAGUCGUCCAAGUUUUCCUCAGCUGGGUGCUCGCUCCUUGCAUUGCUGCUGGCUUCGGAUCAAUCAUCUUCCUCAUCACCAAGUAUGGAGUAAUGCUUCGCAAGAAUCCAGUCAGGAGGGCCUUCGUGACCAUUCCGAUUUACUUUGGUGUAACAUCGGCCCUUCUCACCAUGCUCAUUGUGUGGAAAGGGGGCUCUUCAAGAAUCCACAUCGAUGGUGCCACCGCUGCUGGUGUCAUUGUUGGCGUUGGUGCUGCCGUUGCGUUGCUUGUCGCUGUCUUUUUCCUUCCGUGGCUUUACCGCCGAUUGAUAAAGGAUGAUUGGCAAUUGAAGUACUACCACCUUCUCUUGGGACCUUUGCUCUUGUACCGCAAAGAUGUCCCACCGCCACAAGCAGACCACAAACCCGUCCAAGAUUACUACCGGGGUCACCUUACUAUGGAACAGCUACUGGCUCAGCGUGCUGCGCAAAACGGCAAAAUACAUGAUGUCGAAAAGGCUAAUGUUAACGGUAUCGGCGGCGAUUCGUCCAAAGCCCUUACCGAAGGUAGCCAGCACAAUGACGACGAGAUACAUUCAGAAAGCAGUGACUUGGGCAAUCGUCCGAAGGCGCCAGUCACUGCGCCCGAGCCUGCUCCCACCAAAUCCUCCAUCAUUGGGCCACGGCCAGACGGUGGCAACUUCAGCCUUCCGGUUCUGUUCUGGCAAUUCAAGCGGGCUUUCUUCCACGGCAUUGAAAAGGAUGUCAUUAGUUUGCAAAACAGACGAAACAUCCUCACCGGUGAUAUCGAGACAGUCCAUGCCCAUGCCUCACAUUACGAUAACCGUGCCGAAUACAUGUACUCAUUUCUUCAGGCCAUGACUGCGGCAACAGCAUCGUUCACUCACGGAGCCAAUGACGUGUCCAACGCAAUCGGGCCCUACACGACAAUCUACUACAUCUGGUCUAAUAACGAGCUGAAAUCGAAGACUCCGGUCCCAUAUUGGAUCUUGGGCUUUGGUGGUGGGGCAAUCAUCAUUGGUCUUUGGACCUACGGAUACAAUAUCAUGCGCAACCUGGGCAACCGCAUUACGCUUCACUCUCCUUCAAGAGGUUUCUCCAUGGAAUUAGGCUCAGCUACGACAGUUGUCCUUGCUACCAGAUUGAAGCUUCCCGUCUCUACUACGCAGUGCAUCUCUGGUGCCACAGUUGGAGUUGGGCUUUGCUCCGGGACCUGGAGGACCAUCAACUGGCGUAUGGUGGCCUGGAUUUACUUUGGCUGGAUGAUCACCCUCCCAGUCACUGGUAUCAUUGCUGGCUGCUUGAUGGGCAUUAUCAUCAACGCCCCGAGAUGGGGCGUGCCCUUGUGAAAGGCUUCCAGGUCCAGUCACAAUGCCUAACACUCUCCUUAAGAAGGAAUCUGAGCUUGUAU